UUGGAAUAAUCCAAGAUGUCUGCGCCCAUGGUUUGUGUUCCAGGACAGCGUUUAUGUCGGGAAGAAGAUAAGUUGAAGGCUGGUCGAGGCACUUACACCAGAAACAGUUUCAUAUAUUCAUCACUCGCAGGUCCAUUAAUAACUACAAAAAAUGAAGAUGGGAUGACAUUGGUGGAGGUGGUAAGGAAUGCAGAGGAAAACGUUGUCCCAUCUGUUGAUGCUCUAGUUACAGCAAAGGUGACCAAUGUGAACCCUAGGUUUUGUAAAUGUGCCAUCAUUAGAGUUGGAAAAACUACAUUAAAAGAUUCCUUCCGUGGGAUGAUAAGGAAGGAAGAUGUCAGGGCCACUGAAAAAGAUAAGGUUGAGAUGUAUAAAUGUUUCAGGCCUGGUGAUAUUGUGAUUGCUAGAGUGAUCUCCCUUGGUGAUUCACAGUCUUACCUUCUUACUACGGCAGAAAAUGAAUUGGGUGUUGUCAUAGCAACCAGUGAAGCAGGAGCGAGUCUUGUACCGGUCAGCUGGAAUAAGAUGAGGUGCCCUAAAACACUUACAGAGGAGUACAGAAAAGUUGCUAAAGUUCAACCACAAUAUAUUGUAUACUCGGACACAUAGUUGUUCUGUUUUUAACACCACCCCAGUCACUUCUGCGGGAAUUAGACUGUGCAUUAAUGAACCAUCUAUCUGUCUGGUACAAGUAACAAGAUUAGGUUUAUGGCCCAUAUUUCUGUAAACACAUAAUAGAUUUACAUGACAAUAGAAUAAGGGAUGCCACUGUUCAGCAAAAGGAAAUAACUAAAGAAAAAGACCCAAGGAUCAUUAAUUCAGUUAACAUUCUAUCUAUCCAUUUUUUUGUCUGCUUCAAGUGACAUUAGCAGAGCAGGUAGUUAGGACAAUAUUAAGAUGUGUGAUCUACUUUUCUAUAUUAUGGUACAUUGUUUCUUUUGUGAAUUUAGAUUAUAGGUAAUCUCUUCUCUGGCACUUCAGUACUUAUAUCCUUAGAACUAAAAGUACUGUAGUAGUGCUACUUUAUGAAUUUAAUGACCAGUACAAAAAAGUCAUGACACUUAACUUGUAGUUUGCUGGAGGCAAACAGAUUCUACCCUUGCAACCAGUGCAGAUCAAAAUAUGCCAGAUCAUUGUGCCAUCUGAUCAUGGUCUACACUGCUCUGUUAUUCAGUCAGUGCUAUUUUGAAAAUUUCCCAAUAAUGAUGAAUGGAUCAAUCCUAAUUGAAAGAUGGACAAGACCUUUAAAGAUAUUUAGGAGAGAGUUAAUGAAUAUUUCCUGAGUUUAUGACCUCAGCAAUAAUGAGCAAUUUACUUAGCAGUUGCUGGAUGGCCAUGAUGUUAUGUUUUGUGUUUUGCUGGGAUAUUGUAUGUGUCUUAUAUUUCGUUGUUUUCAUUUAUAUUGUUUAAUGUUUCGUAUUACCAUUUGUAAUAAAAUAUCAUGAACAUUUA
This is a messenger RNA of Ruditapes philippinarum (Manila clam), 1452 nucleotides long. RefSeq names its product exosome complex component CSL4-like. Gene Ontology annotation, cellular component: cytoplasm; nuclear exosome (RNase complex). The record is from RefSeq and is a predicted model, not a curated record. Bases 16 to 609 code for a protein of 197 amino acids. Lineage: Eukaryota; Metazoa; Mollusca; Bivalvia; Venerida; Veneridae. Gene Ontology annotation, biological process: RNA processing. Gene Ontology annotation, molecular function: RNA binding. The transcript is spliced from 7 exons.